AGGGACAACUCGGACCACGGGACAACUCGGACCGCGGGCCGAGUUGUCUCACCCGUUUCGUGAUUUUUUUCCCACAAAUUUGCGUCUAUUUUCCUGUCAUUUCGAAAUUUCUUAAGUAAUAUUUGCCGAAACUCCUUGAAUCCUUCCCGCUACUCAUCGGCACUCUAGGCGACACCGCAAUACUUACCCGUGUUAAUAAAGUGGGACUCCGCUCACGCGCGUUUGGGCCUCCCUAGCUUAGAACUAAGCACUAAUAUCACCUUAAAAACUAAAUCUACAAGUUAUGAGCUGAGAUGAGGAUGACACUGCUGAGAUCAUGGUAUUCUGCCAUUGUCAUUAUCUCUUGUACUGGAUGGUGUAUCAUGGCAGAUACAGUGAGAGAUCCUCUUGAUAGACCAAAUAUAGUGCUCUUUCUUGCAGAUGAUAUGGGAUAUGGAGAUCUUGAAUCCUAUGGUCAUCCUAGUCAAGAAUCUGGUCCUAUUGACCAGAUGGCCCGAGAAGGCAUGAAGUUCAGUCGAUGGUACAGUCCAGAUAUAUUGUGUAGUCCUAGUAGAGGCGCCAUGCUAACAGGACGCUUACCAGUGCGUGUUGGACUCUAUGGACCGGCCAGGGUGUUUGAGAUGUCUACAAGCUAUGGCCUACCCAAAUCAGAGACGACCAUAGCUGAAAUGCUCAAGGAACAGGGUUAUCAUACCGGUAUGGUGGGCAAAUGGCAUCAAGGUAUCAAUGAGUUCUCUCACAACGAUGGUAACCAUCUACCUCAUCAUCACGGUUUUGAUUUUGUUGGUCAUCUUAUACCCUUCACUAAUCAUUGGAUGUGUGAUGAGACCAAGAUGUACACAGAUGCACCAGAUAGAUAUUACUGCCUGCUUUAUUACAAUGACACAAUCAUCCAGCAACCGCUCAGCCAUAGAAACCUUACAGAGAGACUGGUAGAAGAUGCUAAAUCAUUCAUCUUUAAUCAUCGGGAUGAGCCGUUCUUCUUCUAUUUUUCUUUCCCUCAAGUCCACACCGACAUGUUCAGCAGUCCAAAGUUCAGUGGUUCUUCGAAACGUGGUCGUUAUGGUGAUUCAUUGAAUGAGAUGAGCUGGGCUGUUGGUGAGACCCUGUCAGCCAUCAAGGAGGCUGGUCUAGAGAGGAACACACUGACUCUCUUCCUAUCUGAUCAUGGACCACAAACAGAGGUCUGCAGUGAAGGGGGAUCAUCAGGAAUAUUGAAAGGUUCCAAAGAUUCCACCUGGGAAGGGGGUAUCCGUGUUCCUGCUAUAGCAAGAUGGCCAGGUACCAUAGCACAAGGCAGCCACUCUCAAGCCAUCAUAAGUAGCAUGGAUAUAUUUGCCACUGCAGCAGAUCUAUCGGGAGGAAAGCUGCCCCAAGAUCGCAUCAUGGACAGCAGCAGCUUCUUACCCAUACUCACUGAGACAUCAGCAGAGCAUCGAAAGGUCCUGUUCCACUACUGCAAUGACAGGCUGAUGGCUGUUACGUAUGGUAUCUUCAAAGCUCAUUUUUACACCAAACCAGCAUUGAACUUGGACCAACUAGCAGCUAAGUGUAGGAAAGGUUGGAUACCUACAGGACCUUACCACCUUUGCUUUUCGUGUGACCCACCCUGCGCCGUACGUCAUGAGCCACCGUUACUAUACAACAUAGGGGUCGAUCCUUCCGAAUUGUCGCCCUUGAAUACCAGGAAAUAUCUAGAUGUCCUUAGUGAAGUUGAAAGAAUCGUAGAAGAGCAUCAGAAAACUCUGGUGAAAGGCGACUCAUUGUUUAUACGAGAGCGAGCUUUGUGGUUGAAUCCAUGUUGCAAUCCUCCGUACUGUAUGUGCAAUUAUGAUAGAACUUUAUAUCUCAAGGAACUUGGGCUUUCAUAAAAUGAAUUAUAUAAAGAGAUGUAUAUUUUCUUACUGCAAUAUGUAUUUAUAAUACAAGGGGAAAAAUCAAUUACAUACAGUUGUAUAAGUUUAUGGGUGGUGCAUGUGCCAUGUCAACUAAAGUUCAGAGGCAGAGACAAAAAAAAAGGAAUAGACUUGUUCAAGGUUAAUUUGUUAAUGAUUUUCCCUGAGUGCUAGAUGAAACAAACUGAAUUUUUUCAUGUAAAUGGCAUAUUUCAAAACUUUUUUUGACACAAAAGCGAUCUUUUGAUUAAGCCCAUAUUUUUUUGUCUUUAAAUAAAAUUUGUGGCAUGUGCAAGUGAGCACCGGGCUUGUAGCUGAUGCAGGGGUGUGAGAGUUCAGAUUUUUAUCUGAUUUCAGAUUUUUUGUUUUGAUUUUCAGCUUAAUUUCAGCUUAUUUUUGGCCUUCCUCUGUACAAAAAGUAUGGGAGCUCUUUCUAUUUCAGACUCUUUCAACACUCUUCGGCUUUUUUCAGAUCUUUUUAUUUGUGACCACUCACACCCCUGCUGAUGGCAUUGCAUUCCUCACAACCAUUGGUGCUAUAUGAAUUUAUCACCUAUAAUAGAUCCACUGAUGUUAUAUUGAUUGAUACUAGAGGAUUGAAGUGAUAGCCUAGUCCUUUGAUAUUUUAUUUUAAUAUUAAUUGAACUAUAAAAUACAUGUAUGAGGUGGAGGGGGAGAUCUCCUGAAAUAUGCUCGGGAUGCAGUGGAGAGAAUCUAGAUCCCCAGAGCUGGUCCUCUAGCCAAAGGCAUAUUUGGCACAGAAAAUAGUACUGAUUUGGGGAUUAGAAUACUUGUGUAGUGCCCUCUCUUGGCACGUUUGAGUCAAAUCUUUUCACAAAGGUACCAUGAUGUUAUCCAGGAUUUUUCAGCCCUAUUUCAUGCCUAGAAAGUUGUUUGAUUAAGUUGCCUUUUAAUUAAAGCCAAUACCAUCAUUCUGCCAUAGUUAGAUUCCACAAUGGUCCAGAGGCCCGUUUCAUAAAGAGUUGUAACUUUGCGAUUAGGGCAACUACCAUGUUAACAGGGCUCAGCAGCCAAUCAAAAUCAAGAUUAUCAUGGUAGUUGCCAUAAUGGCAAAGUUACAACAGUUACAACUGUUUAUGAAACAGGCCCCACAUGACUUAAUUGGUUUAUAAUUAAUUUGAAAUAGAGGUGACAGCCUAAAUUUGUCACUUGAGAUAUCAUGAGUAGAGUUUCUUAAAAAUUGUUUCUCUACUAUUUCUUUAGGAAUGUCAGUCUGGGUUAUAUACAGUACGUGUAUGCAUGUAAUUUUACCAAUCAAAUAGUUAUGCCUAUGCAGGGUGUUGAUCAAGGGUAUAAACGUCGGAACAUUCAUCAAUUGAAUAAAACGUGGGAAUUGCAAAUGCAUGUAAACCUGUAAAAAAAAAAAUUUGUAAAUGGAUCAGAAUUAAACCUAGGAAAUAAAAGACAAACAAACAAGUUGUUCAUUGCACAAAGAUUUAAUUAUAAAAAUCAAAAGAGACAAUAACACAUGAUCAACAUUUUUACACAAACAGCAAUUAAUAAUAAUGUAUGUGUGAUUUAAGUAAGGUACCGAUUACUGAGAGUGCAAACUAUCUUUAUUGAUUUCAUGCAACUGUCCCAAUAACGUGCAUAUUAUCUGAUGGAGUAAAUAAAUACACGAUCCGAGCAAAUAUUCCUCUUUGAAUAUAAUAAAAAGCCACUUGAUUUGGAUGAGCUAAUCAAUGAUUUGGAAGAACAUUGCAAGGUUUUUCACUGAUUAUUGAACAUUAAGUGAUUGCUUUUUUAAUUUGUACUCAAAUAUAAUGCAAUGCUACCGCCUAUAUCUAUCUCCCUAGUGCAGCUUGUAUCUGCAAAUAAAUAAAAUACACUUGUUUUUAAAGAGA
Molecule: messenger RNA, 3760 nt
Organism: Lytechinus pictus (painted urchin)
Lineage: Eukaryota; Metazoa; Echinodermata; Echinoidea; Temnopleuroida; Toxopneustidae
Product: arylsulfatase-like
Exons: 9
Coding region: 294-1871 (525 amino acids)
Molecular function (GO): arylsulfatase activity
Source: RefSeq, a predicted model, not a curated record